AUGUCAGACAUAGAAGAAUUUGUACACGAACAAGACGAAUUAGACUACCCUCUUCGAGUCAUAAUAGUCAUCAACUCACCCAGCCACCCGGAUGGAGAAAUGGAAGAACGUAAUAUGGACUCUAUCCAAAGUUUUACAGCCAUGAACGACUUCUUUGACAACUUUGAUGAACAGAUAGCUAUCCCUAAUGAAGGACAUAUUAAAUAUGAAGUUGGAAGUGAUGGAUUAGUUGUUAUUAUUGUUGAUAGUUUGAAAUUACGGGAUAGUGCAUUAACAUUUAUUGAUGGAUAUGAACCACAACUACCACAGGAACAACAACAACAACAACAGUUGCUGCAAGAGAAAGAUGAGGAUGAGGUAGAUGAACCAAAGAGACUGAAGAAAGUGAAAGUUUGA
Molecule: messenger RNA, 396 nt
Organism: Hemisphaericaspora subhashii
Lineage: Eukaryota; Fungi; Ascomycota; Pichiomycetes; Serinales; Debaryomycetaceae
Exons: 1
Coding region: 1-396 (131 amino acids)
Source: RefSeq, a predicted model, not a curated record